Molecule: messenger RNA, 1060 nt
Organism: Salvelinus sp. IW2-2015
Lineage: Eukaryota; Metazoa; Chordata; Actinopteri; Salmoniformes; Salmonidae
Product: zinc finger protein 177-like
Exons: 5
Coding region: 332-1060 (242 amino acids)
Biological process (GO): regulation of gene expression
Cellular component (GO): nucleus
Source: RefSeq, a predicted model, not a curated record
UCUACGUUUGUGUAGUUUGACAAGCCCAGUCUGUCGAAAAAGAAGAUGUGAAAAUUGCCAUCGCGUUUGUUUUUAUCUUUUUUGUAGGAGAUAUUAAGCCAUAAGUAAUACUGUAUUCGAUAAACAAUGGACACAUAACUUAAUCCAGUACACAAAAAACAUUUAUGAUUCCGUUUUAGCGAAGCAAGGCCUCAGGUUGUUUAUCUAUCUGGUCUUUACUUAAGGAGAGUGAAGAUAACUAGCCUGCCGUUCUCCACCCAAACUGAGCCCAAGCCUAUAUUGACUGGGGUCCUGAUUGUGACAAAGGACUUCCCUGUGCACCGCAGGAGAAAUGGCAUCAGUGAAAGACAGUAGUCAAACACUCCGGCUGAAUAUCAUCACGAAAGAUAAAGAAGAGGAAGUGAAGAUUUGGGAAUGUGAUGAUUACCCAGGAGAGAGUCCAGACAUGGCAUCAGUAGAGCUGGCAGGCAGCAGUCAAACACUGGGGCUGAAUGUCACCAUUAAUGAUGAACAGAAGGAAGACAUUGGGGAAUCUGCUGAUCAUGGAGAGACCUCUAACUCCUCUGACCAAGUCGAGACAUUUCCUGCAUCAGGGAAGAAACAUCAGGAAGGGAGCAAAGCUAAGGGGUCUCGCCACUGCCCACACUGUGAGGAGAGCUUCCCAUUCCCAUCAUAUCUUGAAAGACACCUUCGAAAACAUUCUGGAGAGAAGCCUUAUGCCUGCUCUGUCUGUGGGAGGAGUUUCUCUCAACUGAGUGGUUUGAACGUGCACCAGCGAACACACACUGGAGAGAAGCCUCACCGCUGUCCUCACUGUGAGGAGAGUUUCCCAUUCCCAUCAUAUCUUGAAAGACACCUACGAAAACAUUCUGGGGAGAAGCCUUAUUCCUGCUCUGUCUGUGGGAUGAGUUUCUCUCAACUGAGUGGUUUGAACGUGCACCAGCGAACACACACUGGAGAGAAGCCUCACCACUGUCCUCACUGUGAGAAGAGUUUCCCAUUCCCAUCAUAUCUUGAAAGACACCUGCGAAAACAUUCUGGAGAGAAACUUGACACAUAA